This is a messenger RNA of Paramuricea clavata, 813 nucleotides long. The record is from the annotation of a GenBank genome assembly. NCBI's taxonomy places the organism in Eukaryota, Metazoa, Cnidaria, Anthozoa, Malacalcyonacea, Plexauridae.
AUGCAAACGUCAGCAACACCACAAGCAUCCCAACAAGAGUCAACGCAACAGCCAGUUUAUGCAUCUCGGAUGGCGUCAGAAACAUCACAACAAUCUCAACAAGAGUCAACGCAACAGUCAGUUUAUACACCUCGGCCAGCUUCAGCAACGCCACGAGCAUCGCAACAAGUGACGUCAAUGCAACAGCCAGUUUAUACAACUCGACCAGCUUCAGCAACGCUACGAGCAUCGCAACAAGUGACGUCAAUGCAACAGCCAGUUUAUACACCUCGGCCAGCUUCAGCAACGCUACGAGCAUCGCAACAAGUGACGUCAAUGCAACAGCCAGUUUAUACACCUCGACCAGCUUCAGCAACGCUACAAGCAUCGCAACAAGUGACGUCAAUGCAACAGCCAGUUUAUGCACCUCGGUCAGCGUCAGCAACGCCACAAGGAUCCCAACAGGCCCCAUUACCUACCGCUGUCAAUCCUCCAGUAGGAACAUUUGUUCUUAGUCUUUUGCAGUGUUGUCCUCCUUUAGUUCGCACCUGUUUUGGGUGUUCCCAAUCGUUAAAACUCGGCGGGAUUAUCGCAAGUCCACCGUAUGAUUUGACGAUUAUUACACGUAUGAAUAGAGGUUUUCCUAACCCUAAUACUCCUGAUCGACAGUUGAUGUUCAAAGAACAAAAUGUAUAUUUCCAUGUAAAUUUGAGUUGCCUCAAGAUGAAGCAGCCAUAUUUUAACCCUGCCUGCGUAACUGUACCAAAUUGGCUGCCAUAUUAUUUAACACCAGAACAUGUGCGCUUUUUACGAGAGUUUGGUGCUCAAAUUUGA